Uranotaenia lowii is the source of this 633-nucleotide messenger RNA. RefSeq lists its product as uncharacterized. The coding region runs from base 231 to 566 and encodes 111 amino acids. The transcript is spliced from 3 exons. NCBI's taxonomy places the organism in Eukaryota, Metazoa, Arthropoda, Insecta, Diptera, Culicidae. The record is from RefSeq and is a predicted model, not a curated record.
GUUGCCGAAAAAAACCCUCAACCGAAGGGAUUAUUCUGAAUACAGUUGUAGCUUGUCAAACGGGCUGUGGUCGUUCGUUUUAUGAUGGCCCAUAUAAAAGGUUGGUCCAAGGUGGAAUCCCGGUUCAGUUAAUCCUACGCCCAAGAACGGUGAAGACGAGAAACUUCCUGUGGAAUCGUUUGAGAAGUUUGAGCAAAAACAACAACAACAACACAAACAUCCUCAUCAUCAUGGUCAAGUUAAUGAUUGUCCUGUUUGUCUGCAGCGUGAUCGUAGCAGCUAGCGCAGAUCACGGAAAGAAACAACACCAGCCACAGGGCCAUGGUAAACAGCAACAACACCACCAACAACCACAAGGACACCACCAGGCUCAGGGCCACCAUCAACAACAGCAGCAACAACACCACGGAAAACAACAGAUCGGAGGAGGACAGCAUGGAGGACAUGCUCAACCUGUGCCACACCAUGCCCAGCCAGCCGUUCACCAUGGCCAGUCGGCAGGACACGGACAUGGCAAGGGAGGCAACAUCCAUGGACAGCAGCAGAAGAAUCAUGGACACCAUUGAAAGAAGUGUGAUAAUAGCUUACAACAGUAAAAUGUAUCAUAAAUAAAAACAUCGAAAUCCUUUUUAA